GAGAAACACAAAUAGAUUAGCGAGCUUGGAGAACGAAACUUGGAGGGGGUUUUAGUGAAGUAGGCAUGGGUGUCGGGAUAGCAUCGGCCGGGAUCUCUUUGGGCCUCUUCAUCGGAGUGGCCGCCUCCUUCGUCUAUAUCAUCCUUGCUGGAAUAAAAUGGGCCAGCGAGAGACUAGACCCCCCUCAAGACAGCCUGGACAUUGACCGGUGUGCACGCUGCGGUUGCAAAUUCGUAGACGUCGAAGACGGUACAUGUUCUAUGUGCGACCUAACAAUAUGUGCACAUUGCUCCAUUCGCUACAAGCAGACCUGGCUAUGCGCCACAUGUAUAAAACGAAGAGAUUCAGAGCUGAUUGGUAAUAACUGGGUGUUGUCUAAGUAUAGGGAGAGGAUUGAUGGAACAUUACCUUCAGCCAAAUAUGGUAGAAGAGAAUGUGAUGUACGAGAUUUUGUAGAAAAACUUACUGAAAAUAUUUUAGGAGGUAGGCUUGAUGAUGUUCGAAUCGAUUACCUUACAGAAGAUCCACAAUAUGUGCAUUUCAUGGACAAAUAUGAGGAUGUACUCUCUCUUACGAUUUCCCGGUUAAUAACUGCCGUUCAGCUCAUUGUAGAUGGUGUUGAUGAAGGGAAAAAAGAGAGUCCGAGGAAAAUUCACGACCAACUAAAAUCUUUAGUAAGUGAUAUCAUAGUUGAGGCCUCUUCUCUCAAGCUUCAUUCUAGUUUGGAAGGGAAAGGAAGAAAUUUCGGUACAAAAACAUACGAAGAUAUCCUUUCGACAGCUAUCUUAAAUAAGAUUAUUCAGAAUGUUAACCUAGGUAGAUUCCAAUCAAGAAUGCCACCUUUGUCUAGCAAAUCUUACAAAACUGGAAGAUUUGAUGGUGAUGUACAAGAAGAGAUUUAUGACGAUUUCCAACAAUACAAUUCCAAUUUGUAUGACAAUUUAGACGUCAAUCUUAGAAAAAAUAGUGGAAUGUGGCCAGAACAGGAUGUAGAUAUUCUUGAUGAGCUAUUACAUUCUGACAAAAAAAUAGAAGACAUAGAGUUGUGGAAAGAAAAUUGGGUGCUUGGAAAAAAGUCUAAUGGAAGUUCAGUUGCAAUGUUAAUUCCAUCACCCAAUGGAAAAGUGAGACCUCUCAUAGGUGACUUAGAGGUAGAUCAACUGUCAGAUCUCUCUGAUAUAGAAGAUGAACAUUUUCUCCUUAAGGAAAGUAGAAAAAAUUCAAUGAAUACCAUGUUAAAUGAGAACGCCAACGAAGAACAGAAUAAACCAAAUGGGGUGAUAGAUGUACAAGAUGGACCGAGGAAAAAUAGCUUUUCAACAAAUUUAAAAUCCGAAUUGAACGGGUGCACAGUACAACAGCCAAUUGUCGAAGCUAAGAAUACUGUUUUCAGCUCAACAGAUUCAAACUCAGAUGAUGAUACAUCAAAAAAAGAAAAAGAUAGAGAAUUUUCUGAGGUUACGCACCGCAACACCACAAAACAAAGACGAUGGUUUCAAAAUAAACUUGAUGAUGAAAUAAUAAGACACCUAUUGUCAGAUGCCUGCACCCAGGAUGGCAAUUACUAUUGAGGCCCUCUGCAAGAAAAAACUGAUCUGGAAGGAUUGAGAUCUAGUAUUUAAUUUAAAUAUGGCUAGUGUUUAUGCUCACUAAAAACAAAUAAAUAAUUGAGGUCUGUACAAUAAGUUUCAAUAAGUAACCCCCCUCAGUAGUACUGGUCAAAAAUUUUUUGUAUAGUUUUGAUUUGCAUAAUUAUGAAACAAGUUCUCAUAACUACCUACUUUAGACCGUAGUAAUUAUGUAUUAAUAGUCUAAUUAUUUGAUUAUUCUUGUUUUAAUAACUGUAUUCUUACAUGCCGUAUGUUUCUGAUGGAUUAUUUUGAAACAAAUCUCCUUUCAUAUAAAUUUUUCCAAUUCAGUUCUGCAAAAAUGUGAUAAUAGGUUUUAAUACACAAAAUAUUAUAAAUUACAAUAAUUAGUUUGUGGGUGUAGUUCUCUUUUAAUGUCAAUGAUAAACGUAGCGAAAAUAAAUUUUUUAAAGUCUUUCUUACAAUUUAAAUGCUAUUUACCAAAAAUUUAAUUGUUAGAUAUGUGCAAAACAUUUCAUUGGAGCCAGUAUUAGUAUUAUAAACAGUGUCUUUUGUAUCUUUUUGCUUAUUAAUCCAAAUACCUCAGAUUAUAACUUAUCAUUUGAAAAUGUACAGUUCCUAUAAACGUAUCUCACAUAAAUAAUUAUUACCUUGAAUGUUAUCACUUAACAUUUCCUAUUUAUUAUCUCAUAAAUUAUACUUAUCUCACAGACCUAAAAAUAGAUGUGUAGAAUUUACAUCCCAAGCAGUUAAAAUCGCUUAUUAAUAAUGAACUGUUGAAUUAUUCACAGUACGUAUAAUAAUAGGUCUUAAUGAUACAUUCUGUACAUCGAUUAAAUUUUAAACAAAUGUUUUGUCAUUUUGGAGUGAGAAUAAACAGCCUAAAGAAAAACUGUCGUGUUUUGUUUUG
Cimex lectularius (bed bug) is the source of this 2499-nucleotide messenger RNA. RefSeq lists its product as uncharacterized. The transcript has 14 exons. The record is from RefSeq and is a predicted model, not a curated record. Bases 66 to 1571 code for a protein of 501 amino acids. Lineage: Eukaryota; Metazoa; Arthropoda; Insecta; Hemiptera; Cimicidae.